Labrus mixtus (cuckoo wrasse) is the source of this 4295-nucleotide messenger RNA. Its product is annotated as insulin receptor substrate 1-B. Gene Ontology annotation, biological process: insulin receptor signaling pathway. NCBI's taxonomy places the organism in Eukaryota, Metazoa, Chordata, Actinopteri, Labriformes, Labridae. The record is from RefSeq and is a predicted model, not a curated record. Bases 351 to 3827 code for a protein of 1158 amino acids. The transcript has 3 exons. Gene Ontology annotation, cellular component: cytosol; plasma membrane. Gene Ontology annotation, molecular function: insulin receptor binding; phosphatidylinositol 3-kinase binding.
GUGGGCAACCUCAGACAGGUGGAGGAGACGUCCUGAAGCAGCUGAACCGCAUCGUGGUUGGACCUGAUCGGGCAGGACUGGGGCUGGGCUGCGGGGUCGAGCAGCGGUGGACGCUGUGCACGGCUCGGUCCGCGGAUCCUCCUGCAGCUGCUGGAUUCAGAGGAUGAGACGAGCUCCAAAACAUGGUUUGGCUGAUGCAUCCAUCCUGAGCCUUCUUCGCUCAUAUGCUGGACACUUAAAUGUGGACAUGGGGAGGACGAGGGAUGUAGCUGCAAUGGAUUAAGAACUCGAACUUAGAUAUUUGUUCAUCAGAUUUUGGGGCUUAUAAUAUUUAUCACCCUGCCUGGGCAAUGGAAAACCAAGCAGCUGAGCCGCAGAACUAUGAAGACGUGCAGAAAAGCGGCUAUCUCCGCAAGCAUAAAUCAAUGCACCGGCGGUUCUUCGUGCUGAGGGCGGCCUCGGAGCAUGGUCCUGCUCGGCUGGAGUAUUACGAAAACGAGAAGAAAUUCCGCAGUAAAUCACCUGUGCCCAAAAAAGUCCUGAGCCUGGAGACAUGCUUCAACAUCAACAAGCGGGCAGAUUCCAAAAACAAGCACAUGAUCGUCCUUUAUACCCGCAGCGAGAGCUUUGCCAUCGCUGCAGACAGCGAGGAGAUCCAGAACGAGUGGUACCAAGCGAUGCUGGACCUCCAGUGCAACUGUAAGACUCCCGAAGACUAUGGCAGUAGUGGAGAGUGUAGCUCGCCGUCUCCUGUUCCAACCUUCAAGGAAGUAUGGCAGGUCAAGGUUUGGCCCAAAGGUCUUGGACAUGCCAGGAACUUAGUGGGCAUAUACCGGCUGUGCCUCACCGACAAGACGGUCAACUUUGUCAAACUCAACUCCGACGUGGCGUCUGUGGUGUUGCAGCUGAUGAAUGUUCGCAGGUGUGGCCACUCAGAGAACUUUUUCUUCAUCGAGGUGGGUCGCUCUGCGAUAACCGGGCCCGGAGAGUUCUGGAUGCAGGUGGACGACUCGGUUGUCGCUCAGAACAUGCACGAGACCCUGCUGGAGGCCAUGAAGGCCCUGAGCGAGGAGUUCCGUCAGCGCAGUAAAUCUCAGUCUGUCGGGACAUCGUGUGGAGGCGGUACCGCUUCCAAUCCCAUCAGCGUGCCCAGCCGUCGCCAUCAUCCCAACCUGCCGCCGAGCCAGGUGGGCUUCUCCAGGCGAGCCCGCACGGAGACCCCAGGGGGAGGCAGCAGCACAAGCACGUCGCCCACGUCGCGCCACGGCUUCCCGAGGGCACGGACCGCCAGCAUCGGCGCCCGGUCGGAGGAGAGCGGAGCGAGUGCGAAGGGGACGUGGGCGAGCUCAAGCCCGAGUCUCAACGGCUCCUGCUCGACCACGCCGACGCUAAGGCCCAAGCCCACCAGGGCCCCAACCCCUGCUAAGAUAACCCUCAGCCUUGCGCGCUACACGCCUAACCCCGCCCCCUCCCCUGCGCCGAGUCUGUCGUCCAGCUCAGGUCACGGCUCCGAGUGCGGCCUGGUAGGAGCGGCGGUGGGAGGCAUGACCGUCUGCUCUUAUCCUCGUGUUUCACAGAGAGUUUCCGUUUCGGGUUCACCGAGCGACUACGGCUCCUCGGAUGAAUACGGCUCCAGUCCCGGGGAACACUCUCUGCUCGUUCCCAGCCUCUCUGGACAUCACGCCCACGGGGAAGGCUCCUCCAGCUACAUAGUAAUGGGACAGCGAGAGGGCCUCCUCGGUUCCCACCAUCGCUCAAAAGGUCGGCGGAUUCUGAGGCGUGCGUCCAGUAGGGAAUCUGAGGCGGAGCGCAGGCUGCUAAGCAAGAGGGCUUCCCUUCCUUUGGCGGCCCACGAAAGACUGAUUCCACACAGGAAAGACGAAGACGACGAGGACGACGAAGAAUAUGCCAUCAUGUCACGGAGUGCUAACCGGGGGAGGGCUGAUUCGCACCACAGCUCAGGAGCUCUCGCGGGUGGCGUCGAUGUGAGGAAGAGGGCUGACAAAAGCCGGGGAGAGGUUGACCCUGGAGCCGGCGUGGACACCGGUUACAUGUCCAUGUUGCCCGGAGUGACGUCUCCUCCCGCGUCGCUCUCUCUCUCAAUCGGCAUGUCCGACUCCAGCGCUAAACCCGGGGCAGAUGAUGAGUACAUGGCCAUGACCCCCAACAACAGCGUGUCCCCUCCUCAGCACAUCCGCCAGCCCAGCACCGAGGGCUACAUGGUCAUGUCUCCGAACGGCAGCAGCUCCACGGACCUGCACGGACUGGGCAUGUGGGACGGCGGGGGCAGCGCGGAGAGCCGCUCCGCCGGCGACUACAUGAACGUCUCGCCCGUGUGCAGCCGCUCCGCCUGCAGCACACCGCCCUCCCACCCUGAGCAGCACCAACUCCAGCCAAAAAUGUUCAAUUCCUACUUCUCCCUGCCACGAGCAUAUCAGCACACUCUGUACACGCGCUUCGAGGAAGACUUGAACAAAGGGGAGGCGAAAAAGGACAGCGGUGGGCAUGAAGCCGCCGGGAGGGGAGGGGGGUUGGGAUACAGCAAGAGAAACAAAAUCUUAGUGGGCUCCACAGGUGGCUGCCAACUCUCCAUGUCUUCCUCGUCGUUCUCCUCCAGCUCGGCCAGCAGCGAAAGCCUGGAAGACAAGUCCAUGUCGGCAGGGAGGGGGUUGAGUUUGUUAAGGACCGGAGCAGAGAUCAAGGGCGUCGGGGCGGGCACAAAAGACGGGCGUCACCAUCCAAAACGCGGCUCGAGCAGUAAGAGCCCGAAGCAACAGAGGCGGGGUCGCCCGCUGAGCAUGUCUUCAGACAUCGCCAAGGCGAACACUCUGCCCAGGGUGAAGGAGAACCUGCUGCCGUCGGCGUCGCCAAACGUUGGUGAGUAUGUGAGUAUCGUGUUCAAGGAGGACAACAAGUACGACAGAGGAAGACACGCGGGGUCUAAACACGGACAACCUGUGAUCCACGGGACGCUCAGGCCAAUAAACCAACCACUCCUCCACCAUGAUAAUCCCUGCGUCCUCCCCCGCAGCUUCUCGGCACCCUUGUCCACCUCGGCAGAGUACGUCAGCAUGGACUUAGGGAAGCCCUCCGUGCCCCUGACUCCCGUCAGAGCCGCGUUCAGCACCCCGCAGGGCCCGCCGGCCGUUGCCCCAAAGUCCCGGCAUGAGCGGCGCUCGUCUUCUCCUUCGUCGGCGGAGGGCAAUAGCGGUUACAGAACAAAGGUGAAGGCGGCGGCGUUGCCAACAGACCCCCCGCCAACAUUCGCGGACAGCAAAGGUUCAGAUCCCAGCAUUUCAGCGAGACCUGCCGUCCACCCGGGUCAGCCCUUAUCCAUGGAGCAGGAGACGGGCUCGGGCUUUUCUCCAGUCAAGUCCUUCCAGUCUCCCAGCAGGUCGGUCCGCGGUGACCAGCAGGGCCGGCAGAGCCACCGCUCGGAGACUUUUAGCUCACCUCCCUCCCAUCCACGCCACCCACCCUCUUCUACCUCCCUCUUCCCGGAGGGCAGCCAGGCAGCGGGCCAUCGGCACGGUUUGGAUUGCUCACCGUGGGAGAGCAGACAGGCAGCUGGUCUAUCUGCCACACCUCCACCACAAGCCUCCACCUCAUCUGCUGAACAAGGCCUUAACUACAUUGACCUUGACUUGGCCGUUAAGGAGAGCCCUCAAGCAGGAGUGGAUCGCACCUCCGCCGCCUACAACAUCGGAGGAGGCGCGAUGGGCAGCAGCGCUGGCUCAAGCCUCAACACUUAUGCCAGUAUUGAUUUCUAUAAGUCAGAGGAGCUGAGAGCACACCAGAGCGGCAGAAAAGAUGGUCAAGAUUGUUGAUCUCGCCACGCUCGCUCUGUGAGGGGACGGCCCGCUCUGUUGCCACAACAGAACUGUUCACUGAAGUCUGAACACUGGAAACCCUGGAAAACUCAUCCCAUCCCCCGUCUGCUGUUUUCUGUCAACCAAAUGUGUGCCAAACACACACACACACACACACACACACACACACACACACUAACACACACACAAACAAACCCACACGAGGGGUAAGAAAAAGAUUCUGUUUUUGUCUGGCUUUGAAUAGAAAUGACUUCUGAUCAUCGUUUAGCGCAGUGUGGACAAAAGAUGAUUUGUGAUUGUGUGUGACGCUCGUUGCCAUGGAGUCGAUGACUAAAUCUUCAUUUUUCUGAGUCACCUGAACUCAGCAACACAAACAGUGAAACAGGUGAAGGUAUAAAUUAAAAAGGCUUUCAGGGAAUCGGACAAAGGUCAAAUAAAGUCGUUCAGUGUUGUUUGAAUUGAUCU